CUGCACUGUGGAAGAGUGCUGCCGCCUGGCGCUAGUAGCCUCCCUUUGCCGCCUGGCCUGCGUAUCAGUGCUGUAGUAACUUUCAAGCCGCAAGCUAGUGCUGCUGCUACCGACUGGCCAGGUAGGGAGGGUGUGGGAAAAGGCCUCGCGUACUGCCAUCAGUAUGCGCACAACCGCCCUCACUUCCGCGUGCGUCACCUGCAGGCUGGCAUGGCGCAGAGAUCGGCGGGAGUGCGCAGCAGCGUCCAGUUAGCGGCACGGCAGCAUCAGACCAGGUCCCGUUAUAUAAACUGGACAUUUUUCAGGUGGGGAGGGGAAGAGAACGGAGUGCUGGAGACAAUUGAAGCAUCUCGUGGCUGAGCGAUUAUAAUGCGGCAAGUGAGGCGUUGUUAAAAAGAGAAAAAGGUGCCAAGAGCGCAUGUGCUGUGACGUCACUGUCGUGAAAGCUUGCUGCAGUGUGGUCGUGCGGACGAGCAAGGACCCGGAUGUGGCACUACGGCUGGGCCGCGUGCAGUUGACAAGUAGGGUGAGUGGGGCGCCGCCAAGAGGGCGACGAGCAUCUUCCGGGAGAUAGGGACCUGUCCGCUGUUCUGGCUAAGUUGCUGACACUGGAACUCCUCCUCUUCCGGUAACCGCCGCGGACUGCUUGGACAAGAAACGGCUUGGGUGGGGGAAACGCAAAGGACUGACUGCCAUGAAUCGCGAGUUCCUGCACCGGUAAACCUAUUGCAGUUCUUGAGGGCUACCACGAUACUGCUGCAUCCUGUGUGUGGGCAUGAUGGGGAGGUAUUAUGAAGCAGCGUUUGAAGACGUUAGGCUGUGGCGUGGCUGUGUGAGGGGUGCUGACGGUGAGUUUCACAAGAAAAUGGUCAGGAUCCAGCGAUGGUGAAAGAGUGUCCUCGGAAAGGAGGAGAAGAAUAGGUGCAGGCACUGCAAGAGGACACUGUAGCCAUGAGCAACAACGGCAACACCAGCAGCACCAGCGGCGCUGGCUCCGGUCGCCAGGGGUCGAGCUUCAUGUCGUACAUGUACUCGUCGGCGGAGAGCUUCAUCAACAGCGCACUGGAGGACAUGUACCAGUUCCACGCCAACACCUUCCACUUCGACCACCACCUGCACGGGGGCCACGCUGACACCAUUUUCGACCGCGCCGGCUUCUUCGGCCGCUUCCCGAUGGACCUCAGCUGGGACUUUGACCGCCUGAGCCGCCUGAACAACAACUGCUUCGAUUUCGCCAAUCAGUUCGACAGUCUGGGCCGCCACCAUCACCAUCACCACCAUGCCUCGACUUCGGCUGUCACCCAGACAAAGAAGACGGACGACAACCAGUGGUGGGAGCUGUUCGACCCCAACACCUCGCGCUUCUACUACUACAACGCCACCAGCCAGAAGACAGUCUGGCAUCGUCCCCACAACUGUGAUAUCAUCCCCCUCGCUAAACUACAGACCUUGAAGCAAAACACAGAAGUUCGCGACGAUGAGCUGCGCCUGGGCUCCAGCAAGAAACGGGAGAUGGGCACCCAGACCCCCAUCACGACUCCGCGGCGCGAGCACGGGCGGGCCUCCUCCCUCAGAGCUUCAUCAUCGGGACAGUCGCACACCAGUCCUCGCGUGGCGCGCAAGCAUCGAUACACGCGACAGGACUCCAUAUCUUCACACAGCAGCAGUUCAGGUCGGCAGGAGAGCUCAGAGACCCAUUCCUCCAUCAAUGGGGAGGUCCCCAGGCGUGGAAGUCACUCUUCACAAUCCACCCAAAGUGACAAAUUGCCUUUUGCCCCACUGCCUCGCAGCAUAGCAAGGAGGGACUCCUUUGAGAUGCCCCAGCGUACCAUUAUUGACUCUCCUCGACCACAACGCUCCCGAUCUCUUCACAAAACCACCUCUGACUCCAGCAUGACCGGGCCUCAUGGCAGACCAGGUCAUCACCACCCUCCCAUGGGUCCAGAUUCCUUCUCUUUCCAUCGCCAGGGCAGCGUGGAUAAUCGUUCCCGGCAAGUGGGUGUAGCGGAGGCUCAUAUACGUCAAAGCAGUCUGGGGGACAGUCCUUCCAGGCAACUGGCAUAUGGAGAUGCACCAUCUACUCCUAGAAAGAGUUCCCUUCAGGAACUGGGCACGCAGACCUCCCAGUUUGCGGUGGAAGCUUUCCCAGCAUCAGUGGUAUACGUUCGGCCAGACACAUACCACCAGGAAGUGCCAGGCUCUGUCCGUGUUUACAGCCCAGAUCUUCGAUCCAGCCGAGAGGAGUAUCUUGCUUUCUCUCAGGACAUUGCUGGACAGCAAGGAAGUGGUUCUCCUUUGCCUGGAGUGCAUAAAUCUAAACCUCGUGCAUUCCCACGAACUAACCCCACAUGCCGCAGAGAGGGAUCAACCAGCUUCAAGCGGGAUGGUAACAGUGCAGGGCUACCUGGGUAUGACGUGCCCUUCCUACAACAAGAUCCUUCCCUUUUCAGUAGCACAGGAUCCCAGUCUUCACAGUCAUAUUCUGACACGACUGACAGCUAUAACUAUACCAGACAUGAACGCUCUGACAGUGACACUUCUCACUCUUCCAACCGCCUGAUAAGUUUCCGACCAGAGCGCUCGCCAAUGGAUAAUCAGAUAAUGUAUUCUCGCAUGCGGGAACUGUCCGACAGCCAGUCCUCACAAGGGUCUUCAAGGAACAUGUCAGACACACAUUCCUCACAGGGUUCACUGCGUAACCUGCAGGACAGUGCUGUUUCGGUGCAGGACAGCAUAUCCUCCAAAAGUGCUGGAGGGGGCUCAGACCAUGACUUGACCUGUCAGGAACGCACAGACAGUCGGCUGUCUCAAUCAGCAGCCAACAUGAACAUUUGUACUCCAGUGAAUAGCUCCGUAAACCAUGAUGGCGAGCCAGAUUACGCAAACAUCCCACCUAGAACAACAUACCUAGGCAAAGCAACCAACGGCUUUCAGUCUGCUAGUCCCAUAGACUCCAGCUUGGGUCUGAGCAAGCAGGAGGUGCAACUAAGGCCACAUUAUCCAGACUAUGAAAGUGUUCCUGACCAAGGGUUUGAAGACUCCGACUCCAGCAGUAUCUUGUCUUCUAACUCCCCUCGUGGCCUCAUCCAGUCCUCACCCAUCCCUAUUUCCAUGGAGACUCACCAUGCUUCCCUGCGCCGCAAGAAGCCUGAUAAAGGAGAGGCUAGCCCAGCUGUGGAACGCAGCCAGUCACUGCAGGCGGACAUGAGCCACCGCCCAUUGUCUAUGGUGGUGCCCUCUCAGUCUGAUGCCAACAUGUCGCUCAGCCCGAGCACAAGUUCACUGAACAGACAGAAGCUUCCCUCAGAGAGUGACAUUGAGAGCUAUGCCCACCAGCAUUUAAACCGCCACAAGAAGGGACUGUUUGGGAAGAAAGUUUCCAUCAACAACAUGCUCACUUGGUCUAAGGACCCUAUCCAGAAACCAAUGAUACGCACAAACGACAAAGGCAUUAAAAAAGAAGCCUGUGAUAUCUUCAAAUUGAUACAAGUGUACAUGGGGGACAGACGAGGAAAGCAAGCGCCCAUGAGUGUGGCACUGGACAUCAUAAACAAAGGCUGGUCGAUGAUCAACAUCAGGGAUGAAAUCUACAUCCAGCUCACACGCCAAACCACGGAAAAUAAAAAUGAGAAGAGUCUUCAACAUGGAUGGGAGCUUUUGGCCACCUGUCUCCAUUUCUUCCCUCCGACAAUGCGGUUCUACUCUUACCUGGAGGGCUACAUUUCCAAGCAUAUUGACCACAGCUUUGACUUGCCUAAUGUACCAGUCAGCCACUUUGCUGUUCAUUGUGCUCAGCGACUUGAACGCAUCAUGCAGACUGGUGCCAAGAGAGGCGUCCGCAAACCAACUCUAGAAGAAGUGGAGCAAGCUGUGAAAUCUAUAUUUCAUCCUUCCAUGUUUGGAAGCAUGUUGGAGGAUGUCAUGCUGCUUCAGAAGGAGCGUUACCCAGACAGGCAGUUGCCUUGGAUACAGACCACACUUUCUGAAGAGGUUUUGCGACUGAGUGGUACACAGACAGAGGGUAUUUUCAGGGUACCUGGAGACAUAGACGAGGUGAAUGCCUUAAAGCUGCGGUGCGACCAGUGGAUGCUGCCUUCUGAUUGUCCUGACCCCCACAUACCAGCAUCGCUGCUGAAACUGUGGUACAGAGAGUUGCGCGAACCUCUUAUUCCAACCCACCUGUAUGAGGAGUGCGUUCAGCAGCAUGCCAACCCACUAGCAGCUAUAGCCAUCGUCAACCAGCUGCCAGAGAUCAACCGCCUGGUCCUCUGCUACCUCAUCCGCUUUCUUCAGGUGUUCGCUGCACCAGAGAAUGCUGCUGUCACCAAGAUGGAUGUUAACAACCUUGCCAUGGUGAUGGCACCCAACUGUCUCCGCUGUGAGAGCCAAGACCCCCGUGUCAUCUUUGAGAACACACGCAAGGAAAUGGGCUUCUUACGCACUCUUAUUCAGGCAUUGGACACUUCCUUUAUGGAAGGAAUCGUAUGAGACAGCUGCUUGCAUCUGCUUAGGAAACAGGAGAAGGAGAAAGAAGCAUGUCACACAAAUCUGAAGUGUAAGACUAAAGAAUCCUGUUAGAAACUUGCAUGAUUCUGUGCAAUGACUGAUGAAUGCUGAGCGACCGAUUCCUUUCUCAGUAAAGGCUGCAUCAAGUGUCAUUUUUUUUCAAUGGGUAUCAGGCAUGCUUUUAAGUGUUAUUGUUAACUGUUAUCCAGUUUCUGCCUCCUGUUAUUGUGAAUUUAAGCUAACAUUCUUUGAGUGCACACUGUGGAUUUGUGUGUGUGUGAAUAGAACAUUUCAGAAGGUUAAAAUGUCUUUUUAAUGUAGAAUAGUAGUUGUGUUUAUUUAAUUUGGCACACUGAGACUGGUUUGAUAAUGUCAUGGAGUUAUUUGAGAGAUUGAGACUUACAGGGACAUAUUGAGACUUACACUGGUCACACAGUUAUGUGGCUUUUCACGUAAAGCAUUAAAUGAGUGUCAAACAGCAAGACAAACUACUGAUUACUAAGUAACAGAUAUACUUAAAUGGAUUCUGAGAUAGAUGGCACAAAUAGAAAAAUAGAUUCUAUUUAUAUAUAUCAUUUAUUACUAAAAAAAUAAUUGUUUGUAUCACAUGUUUGUUACUGAUUGGGGGGGCUUCAGUAAGCUCAUGUGUCAUGUACUCUUGCUGUGUUUGCAAAAUGAACAAAAUCUUUGCCAUUUUUAACUAGUGUCUAUGACACCUUAGAACAAAAUUUUACAUAAUCAAAACAUAUUUAAAAAUAUCAAACAUUACUAGAUUGCUUAAUCACAUCUUGGCUUUUCAUGAUGGAUUGAGCUGUCUGACAUGCCACUUGUUUUUUGGCAUUCACGAGGCUGCCAUCUUGUUCAUGAGCAUAGUGUCUCAAACAGCCACAACAAUGUUUUUUACAUUUUCUCAAUACUUUCCCUGGUAAUCACUCAGUUCUAUCUUUGCUAGUGGGUGAUUGCUACCCAAAUGAAAAAUAGUUAAGAGAGCCUCAGCUAUUUUGGCUGAAGACCCUGUGAUCAAUAUCCUAGCUCUUACUAAAAAAAUGUUUUCUGCGCACUUUAAACACAGACUGUUUGCAUUUUGAGUAACUGACCUUGUGGUUUGAAAAAAGAUGCUUUUCUUUUCUGUGCUUGAAACUGUUAUCUUUGUAGCAUGGAGAUGCACAAGUCUAGGGUUAGUGCAUAGGGUUAUCUGCUUAUGGCAACUGUGCAUAGAAUGUAAUAUGUUACUUGUGGGAAAGAGCAGAAAUAUUUAUUGAUGAUGGUAUCACUCCAGCAACAGACCUUAAAAAAGAGGCCACUGGUGAAGCUGAAUGUUUUCCAUAACACAGCUUUUGAGCAGCCUUUCUAGAAGCUCUCCUGUGUUUGUUUCUUGGAUUUCUCAUGCUGUGGUUGCAAUGGCAGUCACCUGUCAAGCCUGGGUCAGGUGCCAUGAAGAAGCUACAGUAUUGAUGGAUGAGGGAAAUUCUCUCUGUAUUUGUGUGAGGAUGUACAGUGUUGGGAGGAUCUGGAAAACUUACUUGGACAAGCACACACAUCACAGCUCAGGUAUUUUAUGUUUGGAUCAGGCCAGAUGCAGAGUGAAUGAACUGUUUUACCCUGUGAGGGAUCCAGAAAGAGAAAAAAAAACAAUUUUGAGCUUCUGGUACCCGUAGAAGUUCUCACUGCAUCAAAUGACGAACAAUAAGCACAGUUUUCCAGAAAGGAAUCUUGAAGGGGCUUCCAUGUAUGAGCAUCUGCUGUUUGGGGAAAAAAAUCAUUCAACUGUUGUCUCCAGUGUCCAUCGUGGAUGAGAGUGCUAAUAUAGAUCAGGGUUAUGUUUAUAGUUAUUGUGCUAAUCGCUGCUGUUGUGCCAGAUGAAUAUCGGCCUGCUGCAUGCAUGCCUCUUUCCCUGUUCUCUUCACAUCCAUGCAGGCAGGCCAUGAUCAUGCAGCUAGCUUCCAAGCUCAAUGAUUUCUGUAGAACACUGUUAUCUGUGUUCUGCUUUUUGCAUUUGUAUUACAUCUCUGUGCUGUGAAAUUUGCUAUGGUGAGGUGAAUGUCAAACUUUUUAUGUAAGACAUUUUGGGGUGGACUUUUUGGAUUUGAAAUUUACUUCUUCAGAGUAGCAUUUAAGGCAAAAAAAAAGUUAUCUAGCUAGAUCCAUUUUACUACACCCAGAUUUGACAUAUGAAUUAUUAAAUUCUUCCAGUUCCAAGUCAGAAGAGAAAGAAAUGGCACAAAGCAUUUAAAGGGUUGUGACUGGAAGAUUGUUAAACCAUAUGCACUCAUCUCCUUAUUUAUCAAGUGUUCUUAUCAGUAUGGUAGUAUAAGGAAAACUGGGAUUGGUUCCUGCACUGAGAAAAUGACUAAAGCAUUCCUCUAUGUUGACAUGACCUUUAUUUGUAUUCGAAGAAAAAGUGACUUUUCAGCAACUUGCCAAAAAAGGAGUUUUUAAAUGUCUCACAUUUUGUAGCCACUAUUACAAGUCAUGUAUAGCCCAUUUUCAUGAUUAUGAUCUUUCUGAAAAGGUUAACUGCUUGUUGUAAACUAUUGUUAUUAUGUCGUUUGGUUUGCGUGCAACAAAUUCUGUCUCAGAUUUUUUAGUGGAGCUGUCUUUGCUGCCAUCACAUUCCCUGUCCAUCUUAUUGGAACAAAACCUCUUGGAGCAAGCAGAAGAACAGAGCAUCAAUGCAUGAUCACUUGGAGGCUUUACAAGUUCAAGUUGUCUUUUAUAUAGGGGUCAUUGUAAACACUAUCGUUGUACUCAAAUUUGAUCUUAAGAUGUUAUGCACAUUUUCAGAACCCUGUCACUUACUGUGCGGUCAAGAUAACUUAUGUGAUUAGGAUUAAUAAUCAGCAUAGCAUAUAAUAUCCAUAUACAUCUUUCUCAUGUGCAUAUGCUGAUCCAGGCAUGUGUGUACUGCUUUCCAGUCCUACAUAAACCGUACAUCUUUCAGUCCACAGCUCAUUUUGAGCUUAAUACAUCAUACAUACAAAGUGACAUCAUCAUAUUGGAACUGUAAUUUCAUAAGAUCAUGGGCAGAUAUCUGUAAGUGUUAAAUUACAGUUAUUGAUUGAUCAGAAAAUUUCCUAAUGCAGCUUAGUAUGUGUGCAACAUUUGGGUAGAGAUGGUGGCUGCUUACAAAGUAGUUCUGAUUCAUGUACAGCAUUUCUUUGUUGCUUUGACAAAUGGGAGAACACUCAUGGGUUUGGCAUUUCCAGCAUUUGUUUUUUCUAUGGCAUACAAAAAAAGUUUGAGCAUUCGUGUUGUACUUCAUGGUGUAACCUUCAACACAUCUUGUCCAUUAUAUCAAGGAAAAUAAUAACCACCUUUUAAAAAAAAAAUUCAUGCUUUCAGUUUUUGCCUGCUUUCAUCUUACAAUGUCUGUAACUGAAAGAGUGCGUAAUAGUAAUAAUGAGGCUUGUCCACAUGAAACAGACUGACAUUUUUUUGAAAGAGUAAGUAAUAAUAAGGGAUGUUCAAAUGAAAAACUGCCUGAUAGCUAAAACAAUCUUUGGCAGCUUUUCGAACGUUGGCAUCUGGUACUUUGCAGGACAGGUGGUACGUCAGCAAAUGUGUUCUAAAGUCACAAAAGGAUGAGGGUCUAGACUUGUGAUCUGUAAUUGAUAUUCCUUAAGUUGUAGGACAUCUGGAGACUGUAUCUCUGCUUUAGUGGCUGAACCAUCUUAUCAAACAUGGAUCUGCUGGAGAUUGCUCUGCAAUCAUGGUUAAUGACAAAGUGCAUUUAACGAUGUUAUCCUGGGCCUGUCCAGAUGAUGGGUUGGCAACUUUCGAUUAGUAAUCGAAGAUCAUGGUCUUCAUUCUGUGGCAGUGGUAGAUGAAAGGGACUUUACGGGAGUGUUGUUGAAGGUUUGCUGGUCUGGUGCAUCCUGCCAAGUCUUUUGCUUUCGUGCCUUCUGUGCGAACACUCCCUACACCAUUAAAGGUGGAACUGUGUGCCAGGCAGGUUUCCUUAACAUUCCUGCAUAAGAUGUGACCUGAUGUUUUGUUUCUGUGUCACAAACUUGUCAUGGUAAACCGUGUCUGCUUAGAAGUCUCUUUCACUACUCUUUUCACUUGAAUGUGACCACAUGCAUGAUGACACUGAAAAUAGUUCAUCUCGUGGGUUAAGGUUAUUCUGCUAAUAUCCAUUUUUUUAUGCAGUCUGUUUCAUUUGGAUACCUUACUGGAUACGAUUACAGAUACAAAUUUAUGAACUGAAAAGCAAACUAGCAUGAUCCUGAGAUUACUAUAAAUGCAGGCAUGACUACCAGUAAUUUUCAACUUUCUGAAGCAUGUACACAAACAAAUGUUAGCUUCAAGAUUUGGGAAAGAUCUUUUGCUUCUUUAGUUUGAUGUUUGAAAACGUCUUUGUCAAAACUAGGGAUGGAAUUGUUGUUGCCUGUAGUCCUUUACUGACCAAGCCUUUAGUAAAGCUAUUGAGUAUUGUCAUAUACCUUUUUGAGGAAAGAUGUGCAAGAAGAGAACCUUUUCUUAAACUAAGUAGGAAUAAAAGUCUGGCUGUCAAUGUUGCUUUACACCUUAAGAAAGUUUUUAACAAAAGAAAAAUCCUGAAAAUAAUGGAUUCAUCUGUGAAUUGCCUUACAAUGGACCCCAUGAUGAUUUAGUAUGUGUGCAUGCAUGUAUACUUAUGUAUGCAUGCUUGGGUUGCAAUGGGGUGUGUGCAUAUUGGGUGGAUAUCAGUCUAUACGUGUUUUUUUCUCCACACUUUGUGUACAUUUUACAGUGCAGUUUUUAUUCUGAGGCAGAUGUAAAUAGAUUUUAUGCAUGCAAUGUCUUGUACAGAAUUUCUUUCUAUUUUCUGUAUAUGUUGGUAUGCCUGUAUAACUGCAUGAUAAUUGUAGCCAUAAUAAUGUGAUGUGUGAUAAUAGUUUCCAGAUUGUAUAGGUUAAGUAAUACUAGAUGUACAAGCAAAAUAGUGAGUGUUUCAUUUUGUUACCCAACAUGCAAGCACAAUCCCUUCGCUUACCCACCUAGACUUUAAAGUACUGUAAUGUUUGUAAAUGUUUAUGGCCCUAACCAGUUAUCAUUGUGCUCAACCACACCUCUGCUUCCAUGCAUCUCUUAUUUUUAUUUAUAUAAAGAAGCAGACCAAUUGAUUCCUGUGAAUACUUUUCAUUGCUAAAAAAUCUUAUAUCUGUUGCCAUGUUGGCACCUUCCCUUUGUCGUCAUCUACAGUCCAGUUGAAAACAGUAGUACUGUUCCUUUAAGAGAUCCAGUGUCCACAUUUUCCAUUUGAACAACACUUGUUCACUUGAGUCCCAGUUGGUGCACUGUUGGAUAGUAGCAUUUAUACAAGGAGUAUAAAGAGGCAUUUGCCUCCACCAUAUCAACUUAAUAACUCAGCAAGGGGUGGAAGAUGUGCCACCAUGAACACAGAAUUGUGUUGGGAGCAUCCUUGCAGCAAAAGAUCACAGGCCUGAGUUUUUUAAUUCUUUUUCAUACGUAAAUGUCCCAUUUCAAAAGAUAAAGGCUUUUUGAGCACUUCUAUGUAUAGGGGGAAAAAAGGUACAAAUGCACAAAUAACUCAGUCCAGGAAAUCAAGUUAUACAUCAACUACCAAAACAUUGCUGAAUAUUUUUUUUCAUUUUAGUUCUAUUUCUGAUGAUGCAUAGAGUGCACUCUGUGUACAAAAACCUGUAACCAAAACAAUGGCUCUUUUUGCCUUUUCAAAAUCUAAUGAUGUUUCAGUAUUGCAAAUAUGUAGGUGGCUUUAAAGAUGAUUCGCUCUCACACUUCUGUUUGUGCUUUUGUCAACAAGGUAUGAUUUUUAAUGUUUAUUUAUUGAAUGUGAUUGUGUUAAAAGUAUUUUUCUGCGAGAGAAGUGGGACAAAUAUCAGGGAGAAUGGAUUAGCUGUGAGGCGUGUAAACCUAGUGCUUUCACCUGUCUUGUUCAUCAUUCUGGCUCAUGUGUUACAAUAUCGGUCUCUCAUGCUUUCUUGUCCAUCAAUUGCUCUUAGGUACCAUGUCCUUUUGUGCAUGAAUGCAACAUAGAACCUGGUGUCCUGUUUUUCAGUUGCUUCCUAGGGUAUAAGUGUUUUCGAGUCAUAACUUGGUCAAGUAAGAAUGAAGUUUUAUGUCUUUGUUCUGCUGCUGACCCCAUGAUGCCUAUAACAACAAAAAUACCCCCCAAAUAAAACUUCUGGUCUCCAAAUUUACAUGUUGAAAACUCAGCAUCUGAAUAUAAAAUUCCACUGGGGGUGUUUCUUAAGUACAACAUUCAUUUAAUGGUUUUGGCAAUUUUAGAUUGUCUCAGACGUAUUUGCUUUAUGUGACUUUGCUGUAAAAUUCACUUUCAUGAACAUUAUAUCUAGUGAAGGAGAUUUUAAUCAAUUCUAUUAUUUAAACCGAGAGUUCAGUACUUGCUUCUACCUUGUGUUUGGGAAUGCAUUCAUGCACGCUUGUGUUGGUCCGUCCACAUGCUUUCUAGAGAUAAAAAUAUUGCUAGAAAUCAGCAACAACAAAAGCCUCUUUCUUUUCAGUGAAAUAAACCUGUGCAUGUUGUGCAGUAAUUUGUAAGUAAAAGUUACAUUGUAGCUAUAAUUCAAGGAGUUCUGAACAAUAAGUUGGGGACCCACAAGAACAUUCUACACCCAAGUAAUUUGGGUUCGGGUAAUUUUUUUAUAAGGGAUUUAAAAAAAAAAUUAACUGACCAAAACAACGUGAGAUUUAUGUGGUGACAAGUAUAUGCACAUUUAAUAUACCUUGUGACUUGAAAAAGAAAUUUUUUUUAAAAAGUCUUUACAGAAAAUAGUAGUAGCGGAUGAAUAGCGAGGUGUAUGUGGCAGCCAUCUGGACCUACAGGUUAGCUUAUUGCAAGUUACGCAGAGGAGCACAGUGGAGUUUUGUUGUAUCUUCUUCAGCGCAUUUUUGCAAAAGCAAAUUUUUUUCCAGAAUUUGUGGGCAUUUUUAGUGCAGUUGCAAAAUGUUCAGACUGCUACCAUGAUUAUUUCGUUGCAUUUAAGGUGCUAGAAGUUGAUUUUUUUCUGGCCCCGUUUUUGUGCUCCUUGUAUGGUCAGCAAAACUAUUCUGUGCAGACUGUUUUGGUAUCAGGACCCAACGGUGGACAGUGUCAACUGCUUUUUUUUUUUUUAGGGGAGGAGAUGGGUUUUUUUUUUCUUCAGUUUCCUUUUGAGUAUGUUCACACUAACAGACUUCAGGGUAUCGUUGGUUUGUAUGUGUGUGUUUUUAUGUCUCAAGGCUGAGGUGCCUGCUCUAUAAGAAUCUAAGAUAACUUAUACUAAGCUUUUGCAAUGCACUAAUUCCUGGUAAAACAUGCUCUAUAAUAGGGGACUAAUAUUCUCCUUUUUAUUAUAGGCAGACAUCAUAUUUGAAUCUAUGCUGGACUAAAAUUUGACUUAAUACGAGAAGUUAAUGGUCAAGUUCAUGAAGGAUGUGGCAGAAAUGUAGUUUCUGUUUAAGUAUCUGCUUGCUUACUUUUUAUGUGUUUGUCUUUCAGCAAAAUGCAUAACCAUUGUGGACAUGUAGAUGAAUGAUAACUGCAUCAAGAUGAAUAUGCAUGACUUUGGUUUUCAUUGUUGCUUUGUAUCAAGUGCAAUGCCUUACACUAAGGGAAUGGGCCUGAUGUGUCCAGUGUUGUAAAGUUGUCCAUUGCUUAAUAUCAAGUGUGAAUGUAUAUGGCUGGUGAGCUUUUGAGCUCGUACUUCACAAUAUGGUUGCCAAAUCACACUACUGAAAGGCAGUCCUGUGUCAGAAAAUCUAUAUUCAUGUCAAGUUUGCAGAUGUUAUCCUCGAAGUCUGGUGAUGUGAACCGCUGUAUAACGCUGAUCAUUGUAGUCAAUUUCUGGCUUCUUUUUUAAUAUUUUGCCAGAAAUUUCCAAUGGUAUUUCCUGAACCAGACCACACUUUCAUUUUGUUCUUGCUCCAGUUCUUGUACAGACCAUUUACCAAAAUGCCACCAUGUUGUGAUUUUUUUUCCUCCUCUCUUUAUUUUUUAUCCUCAGUCAUGUCCAUUUCAUUGUUGCAUUUCAUUAAACUGGUGAACAAGUUCACCCUUGAGUCUGCGACUGACAAAGUGUGUAGUGUAUGUUUCAUAAGGCCGUGAUGUGGCAAGGCGUGACUUACAGCCAUGCGCUUUCUAACAAAUUAAAUAUAGAUUAAAAUAAUACCAAUAAAUAAAAUCUAUAAGUUACUGUGACCAUUUGCUUGAAUGAAUAUAUCAUUUACACACAUUAUCAUUUAAAUAUGUAUUAUCCACAAAGUUCAAGGAUAGAAAAUUAUUAAUGGUUAACAAGUAGAAAAUGAAUGGUACUCAAAAACUUUUUUCUUUACAUUUAAUAUUAUGCAAACAUAUAAUUAGCUGCUAGAAACUUUUAGUACUGCAAGUGGAAAAAUGGUGCGAAGACAGUAUAUGAGAACCACAGUCCACUGUCUUUGGUGAAAGAAUUUUACUACAGUACAGUGGCAUUUACAUUUGUGAAUGUAAUAUAUUUAUUUCUGCUAAGCAUGCAACAAAUGCAUUCAGAUGUAAAGUGAUAAUAAUUAUUAUAUAUACCCUAACCUAAUUCAGCCCUUUUCCUUUGGUUGAUUUUUUUUUUUUUUAAAUGUGGUCCACUGGUUAUGUUGAUUUUCUGACAGUAGGCACCAUGUCAUUGUUAUUGUCACAGUAAACCAGGCAGGCAGGAAGAGAUCACAACUGAAACAAUAUUAGAAUCUCUCGCUAGGUUUCAUUCAAUGCAUCUCUGUUUAUAUGAUCAAUCUCUAGGCCAUGAUCACAUUUCUGACAGUGUGUCAUGGAAUUAAAAACAAGGAGCCUUGGUAACUCAACUUAUUAUAGAUGACAUCAUGUCCCAGCAUGGGAAACUGAAAAAUCAGGCAAAAAGACUGCAGCACACAAAUUACUUGGCAAGAUUAGGGGUGAAACCAAUCACGAUAAAGCACACAUCUUCAUUGUUAGUGUUUGUUGUCUUUGUCCUAUUUUCAGCACACUUUUUUCACUAUUUUGGAACAAUGUUUUAAAACAUUUGACUGUGAUUUUGACCCUUUUACCUGUAUCAUGAUCUUCAUGGCUGUUGUAGCGGUAGGCAGUCACCAAGAUGUCCACCAUCGUGAUGACUGCCCAUCUAGUCAAGAUUGCAGAGUUCAGCCUGCAGCCUAGGACAAAAUCUGAAGUACAAAAAUUCUUCGCUCUGAUCUUACAGAGCACUGUGAUGAACCAUCAUGCAUUAUCUGAAGAACGUCAUUCUGUGUUUGAUUAAUGCCUGUGUAUUCGAGUUUUGCAUGGAAGUAGAUAUCAGUAUAAACAUGGCAACAUGCAGCAGAGAGAAUGUGCACUCUGAUCUCUGGGUUACAACCACACACAAGGAAUCAAAAAAAAAAGGGCACAGUACAUUGUUGACAUGAAUCAAUAAAUUGUCUGGCUGUUUGUUUUUUGUUUUUAAAGAAACCAUCUUACCUUUUUUUCACACUAGAUUGUUGCACUGUCGUGCUGUUUGCUACUCAGCUACCAACACAUUAGGCAAAUUUAUUAGCUGGCUGAACUUUCAAGAAACGUGUUUUAUAUGUGCAAGUAUUUGUAGCUUCAUUUAUAAUGUUGCUAAGCCCAUGAGUGCACAGUGUGAUUUUUGCACUGCUGACUGGCCAGCCAGCCUGCAGAGGGGUUUGUUGUCAUCUUUUUCUUACAGCUCACAUAGUCUGCGUAAUUAUUCCACUAUCAUCCUUAAAAGCCUGUGCAUCAAAACUGGCAUGUACAUCUUACCAAAGAUCCUUUCUUGGACAAUAAAGCUGUGAGACAA
Pomacea canaliculata is the source of this 14267-nucleotide messenger RNA. Its product is annotated as rho GTPase-activating protein 39-like. The record is from RefSeq and is a predicted model, not a curated record. Gene Ontology annotation, cellular component: cytoskeleton; cytoplasm. Lineage: Eukaryota; Metazoa; Mollusca; Gastropoda; Architaenioglossa; Ampullariidae. Gene Ontology annotation, biological process: signal transduction. Gene Ontology annotation, molecular function: GTPase activator activity; protein binding.